Messenger RNA from Drosophila hydei, 1877 nucleotides. RefSeq names its product succinate--CoA ligase [ADP-forming] subunit beta, mitochondrial (gene ScsbetaA). The record is from RefSeq and is a predicted model, not a curated record. Gene Ontology annotation, biological process: tricarboxylic acid cycle; succinyl-CoA metabolic process. Gene Ontology annotation, molecular function: succinate-CoA ligase (ADP-forming) activity; metal ion binding; ATP binding. NCBI's taxonomy places the organism in Eukaryota, Metazoa, Arthropoda, Insecta, Diptera, Drosophilidae. Gene Ontology annotation, cellular component: succinate-CoA ligase complex; mitochondrion. The coding region runs from base 83 to 1483 and encodes 466 amino acids. The transcript has 12 exons.
UGCCCGUAUAAAAUAUACUAAAAAUAAAAUCGAUAACAAGUUAAAUAAAUGAAUACAUAUUAGAAGGCGACCGAAACGAAAAAUGGCUUUUAUUUUGGCGCGUGCAGGGGGUACCUUAGUUGAAACAUUAGGCCCCAAAACAGUGGCAAAGAUCGUCAAAUACACUCCAGUUGGGCUGCAGCAGAUGAGGAACCUAAAUGUUCAGGAACAUGUCUCAUAUACGCUGCUCAACGAAAAUAACAUCCCGACGCCUCGUUUCGCUGUUGCGAAGAAUGGCAAAGAAGCCCAUGAUAUAGCCAAAAAACUGAAGACAGAUAAUCUGGUGCUUAAGGCCCAAGUUCUUGCUGGCGGACGUGGUAAAGGCACAUUUAAGAAUGGCCUUAAGGGCGGUGUUCGUGUUGUUUUCAAUCCGAAGUCAGCAGAGGAAAUUGCCUCGAAAAUGAUCGAUCAGCUGUUAAUCACAAAGCAAACCGGCGAAGCUGGUCGGAUCUGUAAGAAGGUAAUGGUUGCCGAGAGAAAGUUUCCACGUCGUGAAUUCUAUUUCGCUGUCAUGAUGGAGCGCGCUUUCAACGGGCCCGUACUAAUCGCGUCCAAGGAGGGUGGUGUUGAUAUCGAAGAAGUUGCCAAAGAGAAUCCCGAUGCCAUUCUUUAUGAGCCCAUUGAUAUUGUUAAGGGACUCACCAAAGAGCAGGCCUGCCGUAUCAUCGAAAAGGUCGGUCUAGGCGGUGAAUCUUCUGGCGAACACGUCGAAAUGCUCCUUAACCUCUAUAAGCUGUUUGUGCAGAAGGAUGCACUCUUGGUUGAGAUUAAUCCCUAUGCUGAAGAUGCCAUGACUGGCUGCUUCUUUGCCCUGGAUGCCAAAUUGCGUUUUGAUGACAACGCGGAAUUCCGUCAAAAGGAGCUAUUCAGCAUGCGGGACUGGACCCAGGAGGAUCCCAAAGAGGUGGAAGCUGCCAAAUACAAUCUGAAUUACAUUGCCCUAGAUGGCACCAUCGGCUGCAUGGUUAACGGUGCUGGCUUGGCCAUGGCCACCAUGGACAUUAUUAAAUUGUAUGGUGGUGAACCCGCCAACUUCCUUGAUGUUGGCGGUGGCGCCACAGCUGAGGCUGUUAAGGCGGCAUUCAAGAUUAUUACUUCAGACAAGAAGGUCAUGUGCUUGUUGGUUAAUAUUUUCGGUGGCAUUAUGCGUUGCGAUGUUAUUGCAGAGGGUAUUAUAUCCGCUGCAAAAGAUCUGAACCUUAACUUACCUAUUGUAGUGCGCUUGCAGGGUACUAAAGUAAAGGAGGCUCGUGAAUUGAUCCGUAAUUCAGGAUUGAAGAUCUUGGCCCGAGAUGAUUUGGACAAGGCCGCCGACAUGGCUGUGCAUAUGGCACAAAUUGUUUCCUUGGCUCGUGAAAUGAAUAUGGAUGUUAACUUUGAGAUUCCUGAUGCACAGAAGGAAAAGGAGGGGGGUAAAGGCGGCCAAAUAUGCAAAAAGAAAUAAACAGAACCACUCUGUCACUUAAAUACCCAAUUAAUAUUUCGAUGUCAAAAUUAAUUUAAAAAGCUAUCAAGAUGGAAUUCUGCGCAAGUAGUUGGCAAUGCAAGACUAAAAAAAUGCUUACCAUACACAGCACGUAGAAGUAAAAAGUCAGCGAUUGAAAGGAAUAUAUCACAUACAAACUCAAAGCCGAAACCAUAAUGUGACUAUAAUCUGUACGAACAUGGAAAAUUAGCUUGAGGCGAGAGCAUGCAAUCAAAACACGCUCAACUUCUGAAGCCCUGCACGCGUUGUCUAAAUUUUAAAACUAAAAAUAGGGAGAGAGUUACAUCAGAAUCGAUCGACUAAUGAAAGUAUAUGCGUCUGCUCCUGUUCUCGCCAUUCAGUGUCGCCGUCG